GCCUCAGAAUGGAAUAUCCUCAGCUUUCUUGAAAGUUGUGAUUUGGAACCUUAUUCUAAGAAAAUAGAAGAAUACCUUAUAUGCCUUGAGAAGAUUGCAGAUACGGAUAAAGGUCAAAGACACAAAAGGGCUCGGAAAUUACUUGACAAUUACAAACAGGCAACAACAAUCAAUGGUGCAACUAAUAAUAUAAAUGGAAGCAUAAGUGGUGAAGCAUUCGAUGUAAAAUUUAUGCCAAAGAGAACUAACCAAGAAAAAGAUGAUGAUAAAGUCCAAAAAUGGACUAGGAUCAAUGACUAUUUCCAAAGGACUCCUGAACACCAAAAGACAAAAUUUGAUGAUCAUUAUUCCAUUCAUGAUCAUGAAGAAGUUAUUAUGGAAAACAUUGAUAAUGAAGAUGCUUACACAAAAAACAUCCAACUAUCUCAUGAGAAUGUGACAGAAGAAGUUCGUAGCAUUAUUGAAAAGAUACAACAUAUUGAAUGUCAUCUCUUUAAGUAUAGGGUUGUAAAUCUUUCAGUGCGAGAUGCCUCAGAUCCUGUUAAUAAGUUAACAGAAUCUGAAAAGAGCCUCUUAAAGAAGAUCUGGAAUUUGUUUGAGUCAUUAUGUGAAAUAAAGAAAAUCCGCCUAAAUAAAUGGAAAAAAGAUUUACAGCCUCUUUUAAAAAAGUAUCAAGCCCAUUUUGAAAACAAAUUGGCAUUUGAUACAAUUUCUUUGGAUGACGCCAUCAAGGAUAUUCUUGCAAACUUUCUUAUUGUGAAGAUUUUGUCAAUCCAAGGAGAAAUUGAAAACAAAUUAAGCAAAAAUCAACAAAACGAAACUCGGCAAUACAAACAAAGAAUCCAAAUUGGUUGUUAUCAAGAUGGAAUCUAUACAAUCAAUGUUAAUGCAAUUAUCUUUGAGAUUGGUUUCUUAGAAGUUGUUGGAAAAAGAACAUUUAUGAUCUAUGUUAUGCAUCAAAAUAUGGGAAUAUAUGUCAUUGAUAAAUUAACAGAAUUCAGUAUUCCGAAUUCAAAGGACCAAUUAUAUGUCCUUAGAGAGGUUAUUGAAAAAGUUUACAUGUUUAAAAGUCAACUUAUGGAAUAUUACCUUGCAGUGCAAAAGAUCACCCCUUCUGCCAACACUUUUACCACUACAAAGGACU
Molecule: messenger RNA, 1144 nt
Organism: Entrophospora candida
Lineage: Eukaryota; Fungi; Glomeromycota; Glomeromycetes; Entrophosporales; Entrophosporaceae
Source: the annotation of a GenBank genome assembly